AUGUCGUCAUUCUUAACCAAAAGAAUCACUAAAUUUAGAGUUCUCGCUGUGUUACUGGUUCUACUAAGUGUCUUGGUGUUGGCCACUCAUAAAAAUGUUGGCAAAGUUAUUCGACGGCAAAAUGAAACCAAAACAAUUUUAAUUUGGAACGGAUCUAGCCGAAAGGAAGUGCGCAAUUUCGGCUGGGGUAAGGACGCCUUUGCCAAAAAGAAAUGCUCGUACACUCAAUGUGAAAUGGUCGACAAGAGAUCGAAAUUUCCCCUCGAACAUUAUGACGCAAUCAUGCUUGUGCUUAAUGACGAAUAUACUUCAGCGGAACAAAUGAUGAUCCCGGAUUUUAAAAACGAUCGAGAUGCAAGUCAGCAUCUCGUCCUGUUCACUCAAGAGUCUCCCCCAGCCUUGAAACGCUAUUACAACAUGACUCGAUUAGCUCAGUUCUUCAAUUUGACCAUGACGUACAGAAUGGACUCUGAUAUUCGAUUACUAUACGGUCGAAUUAUUCCAAAAGAAAACGCUCCUCGGACACCGGAAGAGAUAAGCUAUUUACGAAAAAUAGCUCGUCCUAGACUGCCAUCAGACACAGUGAGUAACAAGACCAAAUCAGUUGCCUGGAUGGUUUCUCAUUGCAAAACGCACGGCCAAAGAGAAACGUACGUCAAAGAGCUGAGCAAAUACAUCGACGUCGAUAUUUAUGGUAGAUGUGGCAAUCUUACAUGUGCAAAACACUCAUUACAUCACUCGGACCCAAAGUGUUAUGACAUGAUCGAGUCGACCUACAAAUUCUACUUGUCUUUUGAAAAUGCAAUUUGUCCAGACUACGUCACUGAAAAGUUUUUCAAAAUUAUGGGCCACCACAUCGUUCCGGUCGUCUACGGAGGAGCAGACUACAGUCAACACGCACCGCCCCAUUCGUACAUCGACGCCCGCAAAUUCAAACCCAAAGAAUUGGCCGCUUAUCUCAAAUUACUCGAUGCAAACGACACGCUCUACAACGAGUAUUUCUGGUGGAAGGAUUAUUACAGUGUGGAGUACAGCGUGGAGGACAUGUCUCGUCACGGAUUUUGUGACUUGUGUCGAAAACUGCACCAGCUGGAUGGAAAUUUUCGGUCGUAUAAGGAACUGGAGUCGGAAUGGGGCGAUGGCAACAAGUGUCAACAGUUGGACUCCAGUUGGUUAUGA
Daphnia pulicaria is the source of this 1179-nucleotide messenger RNA. RefSeq names its product alpha-(1,3)-fucosyltransferase C-like. Gene Ontology annotation, cellular component: membrane. The record is from RefSeq and is a predicted model, not a curated record. The coding region runs from base 1 to 1179 and encodes 392 amino acids. Gene Ontology annotation, molecular function: alpha-(1->3)-fucosyltransferase activity. The transcript has a single exon. NCBI's taxonomy places the organism in Eukaryota, Metazoa, Arthropoda, Branchiopoda, Diplostraca, Daphniidae.